CUCCGGCUCCGUGGCGGAGCUAACCCCCAACCGAGAGAAGUCCUAGUCAGAGCGCUCGGCUUCAGCUUCAUCACCAUGCCGAAAGGGAGGCGGGCCAAUCCGAGCACCACCCGGGACGGUAUCUGGUUCAAACAAUCUGGAAACCUGCAAAUAUAUCCAGAAUCUCUUACAGCUGCAAUGCAAAAGCAGAUACUUAAUGUAGAUGCUAAUUGUAAAAUUGAAAAAAGUUUGCCGCUGAUGUACAAAGUACGUGAGAAAAAACCAGUAAAUACAUUUCCAUUUUCAAUCCAUGACAAUAGACAUUCUUUAGUGAAUGUAGGAGAAUAUUUAGAUUCUGGGCUAGGACUAAGAAAAUUUCAAGAGAAGUGUCAACACUAUUCGCAAAACUACUGUUUUUUGGCCCACGAACCAAUUCCUAGCAGUAAUGCCUGCCGUACUAUUUAUCAGACUUCAUUUGUCCAAUAUCCAGAUAUUAAGCAUUCCAUUCUGGGUCGAUUUCCCAAAAGCCAUAUUGAUAAAUCCAUUGCUCUACAUUCUGCACCUAAGAAUGAUUACAUGUGGUUUUCAAAAUGUUACACUAGUUCUAAUAAUAUAGCUCCUACUGAGACUACUAAAAGCUCUUUCUCAGAACCUGAACAACUUUUAUCUGCUGAAGAAGAAAUAAAAUAAAUUUUCAGGUUUUCAUAAAAGUGAAGCAUAUUUCACAUAGGACUUAAAAUGUUUCUUUUAAAGAUUAGGGA
Molecule: messenger RNA, 740 nt
Organism: Python bivittatus (Burmese python)
Lineage: Eukaryota; Metazoa; Chordata; Lepidosauria; Squamata; Pythonidae
Gene: TEX36
Product: testis expressed 36
Source: RefSeq, a predicted model, not a curated record